This is a messenger RNA of Aegilops tauschii subsp. strangulata, 1830 nucleotides long. RefSeq lists its product as uncharacterized. NCBI's taxonomy places the organism in Eukaryota, Viridiplantae, Streptophyta, Magnoliopsida, Poales, Poaceae. The record is from RefSeq and is a predicted model, not a curated record.
AUGGAUCCUCUGCCGGAUAUAUAUCCCUUGACAAGCUUGCAGAUAGGGGACAUGCAGUCUUACAUCUCCCGGGCGUUCCUCUACUUUGCGCCGGUGAGCAAGAAGGUGUUGAUUCUGGUGGACAACCAGCCAUGGAUGACCGGCAAGCAGUCCAGAUCCGCAAGGCUAUGGCAGUUCAUGAUCACAAAGUACAGGAUGUCUCCCUUCGUGAAUUCGAGGAGUGGCACCGACACGGCGGCGAUGGCGAUGGCGAUGGCGAGCUCGUGCACAGAGAAAAGAAAAAUAACGGCGGCGAUGCGAAGGUGGCUGGCGGUGGCGAACUCGACCCCGGCGCUGCUCCACGGGUUCCUGGUGUUCGAGGUGUCAUGGCGGGACGUGCACGGCAUCAACUACUACAACGACCUGCUCACCGACACGUCCCUCGCCCUGGAGGCGCGCUACCUCAACAAGUGGGAGUUUUACAGCGCCGAGCAGGCCGCCGGGUGCGCGUCUGAGUGGUUCCUCGGCCUCGCCUCCGAGACGCACUCCCUCCGAGGGUACCUCCUCCACUAUCACCACCACCAUCAUCGCCCUCGUCCUCGCCAUCAUCGCUCCUCCUCCGCGGCAGCCGCCGGAGAAGAGGAACACGCUCGCGACGACGUUAUGAAUACGAUGGCGGCCAGCAGCAGCGGCGACGAGAGGUGCACGCCCACGUUGAGGAGGAGGAUGAGCUGGCGGAGCAGGGCUAGGAGGAGGAAUCUACAACUACAGCAGCAGGACACCGAUGGCGAUGGCGAGGAGGAGGCGGUGGAGGCUCCCACGCAGAUGCAGAUGCAGAUGCAGCACUAUAGGUACAGCGACACCCUGCUCCUGUUCCGGUCCCGGGACGCGGCGCUGCCGUUCAAGCUCCGGCAGAUCAUCACGUCGGACAUCCGGCUGCUCACGCUGCUCGAGUCUGGGCUGCCGUCGUGGGUCAUCUUCCUGCAGUCGUACCCGGUGCUGUGCCACAUGUACCGGCCCUGGAUGCGGCCCCUGGCGCGGAGCCUCUACGUCAUGGCCUCCCUCGUCACCGUCAUCAUCGGCUUCUACGACCUGUACAAGAACGUGCCGCUGCUCAAGUCGGCGGCGGCGCGCAUCUGCGGCCCGCUCUUCGAGUGGAUCGAGACGUGGGACAUGGUGACCCGCAUCCAGUACCUGGGCACCAUCCUCUUCCUCCGCAACCUGCGCAAGUUCAUGCAGGGGCUGCUCACGCUCCUGCACGCCGCCAGGGCGCUGCUCCGUGUUAUGCUCGCUCCAUUGGCCGACCUAGGCUUGUGCCAGCUGCUUGCCACACUGGGCCUCCUAGCCUCACACGCGUGGCGCCUGGUGGUGGACCUGGCAGAGGUGGUGUGGGCGCCGUUCGACGUCGUGCUAGACUGCGUCGCCGGAUUGGUCACGUCCUUGUGGCCGGUGCUCAAGGUGGUGGUGUUGCCGGCGAGGUUUGCGGUGGCGGUCGCAGCGUGCGCGGGGUCCGUGCUGUCCAACAGCUACAACUUCUUCAAGGACAUUUGGGAGACUCUGAGCAGCAUCUUCGAGCUCAACCACAUGUCGGAGGCGCAACAGAGCGCUUUCGACAUGACCACGCUCAAGACCUUGUGGAAUGACCUCUUCUCGCAGAUCUUCCGGGCCAUCAGGGGCAUCCUCAAUGGCAUCCUUGUCUUCUUCUACGCCUGCAACAGGCACAGGCUCAGCAUCUACAAUCACGCGCAGACAAGGCUGCGACAUAUGCUUCGUGUCACUAGAUUGGCGCCAAAACAACAUGAACCAUGCCACUGCAACUCCACCACCAAGCACCCAAACCAUGAGGUGUAA